Molecule: messenger RNA, 532 nt
Organism: Rubroshorea leprosula
Lineage: Eukaryota; Viridiplantae; Streptophyta; Magnoliopsida; Malvales; Dipterocarpaceae
Source: the annotation of a GenBank genome assembly
UGUGGAGGGAAAAACACUUUUUCUCUCCAAUCGAAGAUGGACUGAUUAAGGAGUUGAGGGAACUCAACCUCUUGAUGUUCCCAAGUACUGUAAGACUGCAGAAGCCUUUGCUUUCCAACCGUGCUGCUAUGGAGCAAGAAGGUAAUGCAGGGGGACUGGUGCUUCCUAACCUAAACUUGGUGCAUCUUGACCUGAACUUGCAUCCUCUUGAGGAGAUGGAGGAGUGAUGGAUGCUGAUGAGACUCCAUAAAGUGACAAAGAGAUCAUUUUCAGCGUAUUUCAGGCUGGAGUUUUGGGGUAGAAAAGUACUCGCUAUAGUUCCCAGGGAGAGGAGUAAGGAGAGGCUUCUGUUGAGCAGGAGUCAAUUAUCUCUCAUGAAAUAAUGAAAUAUCAAAUGAGAUUGAUCUAUGUUAUUGUUUGGUUAUUUUGUUAUCCUGUUUGUUGUACCUUUAAUUUCUGUAGUUGAAACAUUUACAAUGGAUGAUCUUAUUGGCAAAUUGUAUUUUAGCCUGGAAAGGCAGUUUGAUGGUAA